Molecule: messenger RNA, 3230 nt
Organism: Puntigrus tetrazona (Sumatra barb)
Lineage: Eukaryota; Metazoa; Chordata; Actinopteri; Cypriniformes; Cyprinidae
Product: USP6 N-terminal-like protein
Exons: 14
Coding region: 106-2397 (763 amino acids)
Source: RefSeq, a predicted model, not a curated record
GCGACCGCGCAUGCGCCCCCCAGCUCUCGCGCUCUCGCGCUCGGAUCAGUCAGAGUUGAACCCAGAGUCGUCUGUCCACGCCGAGCGGCUUCACUAUGAACACACAUGGUAUUUACUAACAGCCCGUGCAGCGCGUCUGGUUUCAAAGAUUUUGAAAUGAAGAAGGACAUCGAUACUCUAAUAGCGGAAGAACGGGCUGAGAUCAUCCAAAAAUAUGAGAAGGGCAGGCAGGAGGGUGUGCACAUUAACCCCUGGGAGGACGCCGACUACAGCAUCUACAAGGUCACGGACCGCUUCGGUUUCCUGCAUGAAGAGGAACUGCCAACACCGACCGCGGCGGAGGAGAAGUACAAACUCCAGGAGGUUGAAAGAGAGGAAAAAUGGGUUAAGAUGGUGAAAAGUUGGGAGAAGUACUGCACAAGCGAAAAGAUGAUGAAGCGGGUAUACAAGGGGAUUCCCUUGAAGCUGCGCGGCCAGGCCUGGGCUCUGCUGCUGGACGUGAAAACGGUGAAAGAGGCGAAUUACAGGAAGUACGAGAAAAUGAAGGAACAGGCCAAGAAGUAUUCGACGGAAAUCAAGCAGAUCGAUCUGGACGUGAACAGGACCUUCAGGAACCACAUCAUGUUCAUGGAACGCUUUGGGGUCAAACAGCAAGCUCUGUUCCAUGUGCUGGCAGCGUAUUCGGUCUACAACACGGAAGUGAGCUACUGUCAGGGCAUGAGUCAGAUCGCUGCCAUUCUGCUCAUGUACAUGAAUGAGGAAGAUGCAUUUUGGGCCUUAUCACAGCUACUGACCAAUCAGAAACAUGCCAUGCAUGGAUUCUUCAUCCCAGGGUUUCCCAAACUCCAGCGUUUUCAGGCUCAUCAUGACCAAAUACUGUCCAAACUGCUUCCCAAACUCAGGAAACACUUGGAUAAGGAACAGAUGUCCACUGGUAUCUACACAACCAAAUGGUUCCUUCAGUGUUUUAUCGACAGGACACCCUUUACACUCACUCUGCGCCUUUGGGACAUCUACAUAUUAGAAGGAGAAAAAAUUCUAACCGCCAUGGCCUAUACGCUUCUUAAAUUGCACAAAAAGCAUCUUCUGAAGAUGUCUCUGGAGGACCUGAGGGAGUUUCUGCAAGAGCGUAUUGCUUCCUCCUUCAGCAUGAGCGAUGAUGCAGUUAUUGAGCACCUACAGUCGUCAAUGACAGAACUCCGCAGGAUGAAGCUUGACCUCCCUCCUCCAGCCAAGGGAGAUGAGUUCCCAAAGAUACCCCUGGGUGAGGAGCGUCCAAUAAUACUGCUUCCCAUAAUCAAGACUGAGUGCGUACCCUUGCCACAAUCGGCACACAACAAUCAAACCUCAACCAAGCUUCAGACAGAAGACACCACCACCCACAAGCAAAGCACCGAAAAACACAUCCCUACCAUUACCUCAUCUUCCCCUUUUUCAAAACACACCCACUCAACUUCCACCUCUUCACUUUCACAAGCUACACCUGAAGAACCAGGGACCUCGGUGAAGAAUGUAGACGCUGCACCUGUACAAAGACCAGAUCAGCAUCAUCAACUACUCCCAAAACCUGCCCCGUUUGCAGCAGAGACUAUUUCAUUGAAGAAUGAAUGUGUUAGUAGGCCCCUAUCAGUGGUGUCUGAAGAUUGGCCUCCUCCAUACCAGCCACCCAUUACAGAUUCAUCCAGUAUCCACUCUUUGAAUCUACCAGAAUUACCUCCUCCACCUCUUCCCGGUAGCGAAGAAAGGGUUGAGCUUUCCCCUUCAGAAGAGGAUGUCACAUUUUGCCUUCCUCCUCCUCCACCACUAAUUACCCAACCAUUGGAUCUCAUCUUAGAAGAUCCGUCUUCGUCACCAUCCUCGUAUAGGUCUUAUCGGCAGCUAAGCAAGUUUCCAGUCAACUUGUAUGUCCCGCCAUCAUCAAGUGACCGGAGACCUUCCAACACCUCACAUUACGACAACCUCUCAGAAGAGGAGGAUCUGUCUGUGGAGAGACUACUAGAAACGGCGGCCACAUUGCCGCAGAACCCAAACUUGAGUCUAAUGAACACCACCCUUCCCCUUCCUCCAGAAGAUGCCAUGUCUCUUUCUCUACCGCCCCCUUCUAUGUUCUUCUACACACCUGACUCUUCACCACUCCCUCCACCUCUUUCAUGCACUGAGGCGGCAAACAGUUGGGUGAACUCAGACUGCCUUUUUCCCCAACCACCUUCUGACUUUGCAGAUAAACCCACUGUUGAACCUUCAGUCCCGUGCAGUCAGGUGGUUCCAAACCAGACUGAACAAGAUAAGAAUCAGUCACAGCUCCCAAGGCUACCGCCCAAAAAAUCACGCCCCACAGUGCUCUCUCCUGUCCACUCUGAUACAGACUUCUACCGAAUGCAUGUUUCAAGUCAUUAGUUGCCGGAGUCACACUUUUGUUAUUCGAUGAUAUCAAGUGAACUUUUUUUGGUGUUGCAAGGUUUGUUAUAUAUGACAGAUCUAAACAGGAUGCUAGAAUGUGUGCGUUUUAUCAGUGUGUCAUGCAAAUUUGAUAUACUCGAAUCCCCUUUUCUAAAAGAGAAGCAACUCCUUCCAGGGAGUCAUCAUGUGGUUUGAAAUUCUUUCAUUUCCACUGGCCACCAUUAUUGUUUGUUGUUUUCUGGGAGAUAUUGUGUCCCCAUCUCAAUUAGAGCAGUUGCUAUUUCUUUGUCUUAUGCUUUCUUGGUCGGUUUUAUCUUGGUGCAAUGGUUUCUUUUUAAACUUUGGUUAUAUUUUGAAAAUGCAUCCAACGAUGCACAUUGAAGGUUGUGGAAAUUUCAACAAAGAUCUUUCCACUCUAACGUAAGUUCCCUGAUUACAUUGAAAGGGCAUUUUUUCAGUGGUCUUGCAUUUGCUCAAAAAGGAACUUCCUUAGUGCUGUGAACUGCCCUCUAGCACCAUCUUGUGGAAGACGGAGAAGCACAGCUUGGUAAAAAAAAAAUGUAUAUACUGGGAAACAGCCACCACACUGAAUGUUAAAAUGAAGAAACUGUAUAGUCAAGGCCAUUUUAUGGCUUUUGUGUAAUUGUAAAUAGAACAGGUUUGAUUUGCACUUUGUUGUUUGUAUUGAGAGCUUAUAUUUAAUUGCAUUUACAUUAUGCUUCUCAGGUGUUGAUGUUCAGUUCGUGUUGAAACUUUUAAACCCGAUUUAACGUUUGAACUUUUUGAACUCCAUGCUCAUUUGACUUUUGAUUAACAACUUCAAAACAAAA